AUGAAGUUCUGGUCUUUAUAUGUCCUUUUAGUUUUUUUUAUAAAUUCAGUGAAAAUACCUCGAGUCUAUUCUAAACGAAAGAAGCCGACAAAAAUUGAAAUAGAGGAAGUGUCUGGGGUUCUUUCAAGUGACCUAUAUGGUAGUUCUCAAUCACUGGAUUUGAGUCAAACUCUAUAUGGAUCUUCUCUAUUAACUGAUAAUUACGAAAUUAGCAAUUCAGAAUCCUCUGCUCGUGUAAUUGAUUUGAAAAAUGUGGAGUCUAUUUCCCCUACAAAUGAUAUUUUCCCACUUAGAAACAAAGAGAUAAAAAACUUAUAUAUGAAAUCAAUAAAUGAAAAAAAGGUAUAUGAAAUUAGGAACUUAAAUAAAGAUAUUGCUGAAAACUAUCCAAAUUCUAGUAUCUUAUCACGAAAUAAAAACGGAGAAAUUAUUUCUGAUAUUGAUAUCUCGAUAGUAAUAAGUAAACUUGAACAAAUUAAGAACAAAGAUCUUCCAUCAAUAGAAGAAGAAGAACUCAAAUCCGAAAAAGUUCGUGACCUGAGUCAACUGGAUGAUUCAAGAUUCUUAUCACAAGAAGUUUUAGACCAUUUUAACGAUGUUUUUGGAGCUUUUUUAUCAAUUCCAAAAGAAACAAAAGCUGAUAUAUUACUUCAUAUACAUAAGAUAUUGGAAGAAUCUACACAAUCACUCUCAAAUUUACCUGAAAUUUUUUAUGGAAAUGGUAUCCAAGUUUUAUUACAGCCUUUUAGUGACCUUUCAAUCAACCCCUCAGAAAUACUCAAAAUAUAUUCUUCACUUUUCGAAGAAAAUUCUGAUAAUUUUAUUAUUUUUCUUGAUUUAAUUAAUUAUAUAUUGACUUCCACCAUAUCAUCUUCAAAAAUUACUUCUCUAGCUGUCUCAAGAUAUCUCAAGGAAUCUGAUUCAAAUAAUUCAAAGUCAAAAAACUUAUUCAAACAAAAUUCUUCAAAUUUCUGGUAUAACACAAUAUGUCAAACAAUCCAAAAUAUUGAAUUAUUAGCUGUUGUAUACCCUUUCUUAAUUCCUCCUUCCUACAAAAAAGUUGCAACUCCUGUAGAAGUAAUACAUACUCCAAAAACCCCAACACUUGGAGGUUUCAAAGAAUAUCUCGAAAAAGGUGAGGAAAAAAAGAUUGAAAUGAUUGAGACUAGUAAUACGUUAACCCAAGAAUUGAUAUUUGGUGGUUGGAAGGAAUCAAUAUAUUCUAUGGGACAUCAAAUUACUUCCGAUUUUUUUAAUACGAAAUCACUUUGUAUUAAAUUUGGUUUGAUAAACUCCAAAAAAGAAAACAUCGAAGAUGUAAACGAAUCUUAUCAGAUCAGGAAAUUUAAGGGGUUAUUCAAAGAUUUUAAAAAUGAUGAGGAACUUGAAAAACACGAUAAAAUAAACUAUUUGAAUUCUAUCGGUCUUCAAAGCUCAAGUAUAAAACUUUCAACUGACGAAAGACAAUCAAUUAUUACAACAAGUACAAAUUAUCUUCUUGAAAUUGCCAAUAUUCUCUCAGAAGUUGAUCUUCUAACAAAAUGUUACUCUUUUAUCUCAAAUUCAAAAAGUAUUGAAAAUAAGAAUACUGUUCUGCAAAUGGAUCCUGAACUCGGAAGUGUUCUAAGAAACCCUUAUGCAAUAGAAAAAAUACCUUUAGAUAGAUGGAAAUAUAUUGUUACUUUAAUUCCUUCAGAAUUCAAGAAAUCUUGUACCAUUGCACUUCAUAGCCAAUAUAUUGAAUGUUAUAAUAAAUACAAACAAUUACAUUACACUCUUCAACAACCAACAGUAGUAGGAAAGAUCAUUUCGAAAUUACAAGAAUCUUCGGAUGUUAUUGGCGAAAAUGCUGUUAAAACAUUAACAACCAGUUUUUCUUGGAAAUCUUUGUAUCAAGCUGAUGCAACUUUCACAUAUUAUUUUUCUAUUUUGGAUCUUAAUAGAUUGAUUGGAUUUAAUCAAAUUAUUAUUAAUGUAGUUUCUAGAUACGAACCUAUUAAAGACAUUUACUCAUUACCUUCUAAAGAAACAAAGAAAACUAAGGCUCUUAAAUUUUGGAAUACAGUUAAAGGAACCUGGAUAUUCCGUAUUGCAACCUUUGGUUUAUUCUCUUUUAUAGGAUACAUUGAUAAAGGUUAUACAGUAGAAAAGUGUUUAUACAUUCCGAAAGCAAGAAAGGGAGAACCUGAACCAACUAUAAUUUGGUAA
Messenger RNA from Cryptosporidium ubiquitum, 2208 nucleotides. RefSeq lists its product as uncharacterized. The transcript is spliced from 3 exons. The record is from RefSeq and is a predicted model, not a curated record. Lineage: Eukaryota; Apicomplexa; Conoidasida; Eucoccidiorida; Cryptosporidiidae. Bases 1 to 2208 code for a protein of 735 amino acids.